This is a messenger RNA of Rhincodon typus (whale shark), 959 nucleotides long. RefSeq names its product protein kinase C and casein kinase substrate in neurons protein 2-like. Gene Ontology annotation, molecular function: phospholipid binding. The record is from RefSeq and is a predicted model, not a curated record. Lineage: Eukaryota; Metazoa; Chordata; Chondrichthyes; Orectolobiformes; Rhincodontidae. The transcript has 6 exons. Gene Ontology annotation, biological process: plasma membrane tubulation; regulation of endocytosis; cytoskeleton organization. Gene Ontology annotation, cellular component: cytoplasm; plasma membrane; endosome. Bases 57 to 959 code for a protein of 300 amino acids.
UUUCAGCUUUGGAAGAUCUCUAACUGUCAGAGCUGGAACACACUCUAAACACAACCAUGUCAUAUGAUGAAUCAGUUGUGAUUGAAGCACCCAGUGAUAGCUUUUGGGAGGUUGGAAAUUAUAAGCGUACUGUAAAGCGCUUCGAUGAUGGCCAUAAACUCUGUAAUGACCUGAUGACUUGUCUCCAUGAACGUGCUCGGAUAGAGAAGGGUUAUGCACAACAACUCUCAGAAUGGGCCAAAAAGUGGAAGCAGCUGUUAGAGAAAGGACCACAGUAUGGAACUUUAGAGAAAGCAUGGAUGGCAUUAAUGACUGAAGCAGAAAAGGUCAGUGAGUUGCACCUAGAGGUCAAGUGUGCAUUGAUGAAUGAAGACUUUGAAAAAGUCAAGAAUUGGCAGAAGGAAGCGUACCACAAGCAAAUGAUGGCAAACUUCAAAGAAACAAAGGAGGCAGAGGAUGGAUUCCGUAAAGCACAGAAACCUUGGGCCAAAAAAUUGAAGGAGGUGGAAGCUGCCAAGAAGGCCUAUCAUGUAGCUUGUAAAGAAGAGAAAAUAGCAAUAUCCAGAGAAUCAAACUGCAAGGCUGAUUCAAAUGCAAAUCCGGAACAACUGAAGAAAGUGCAGGAUAAAGUAGAGAAGUCUAAGCAGGAUGUUCAAAAGACAAAGGAAAAGUAUGAGAAAAAUCUAGAUGAAUUGAACAAGUCCACACCACAAUAUAUUGAAAACAUGGAACAAGUUUUUGAACAGUGUCAGCAGUUUGAAAACAAACGACUAGAUUUUUUUCAAGAGGUUCUUUUGGAGGUGAAGCAACAUCUUGACCUUUCUACGACCAGUUAUAGCACUAUAUAUGAAGAGCUGGAACGGUCUGUUAAGUCAGCAGAUGCCAAGGAAGAUCUUAAAUGGUUCAGAUGUGCACAUGGUCCAGGAAUGCCCAUGAACUGGCCACAAUUUGAGGUAUGA